Cynocephalus volans (Philippine flying lemur) is the source of this 7123-nucleotide messenger RNA. It is a transcript of the gene DOCK9, whose product is annotated as dedicator of cytokinesis 9. The coding region runs from base 113 to 6406 and encodes 2097 amino acids. Gene Ontology annotation, molecular function: guanyl-nucleotide exchange factor activity. The transcript has 54 exons. The record is from RefSeq and is a predicted model, not a curated record. NCBI's taxonomy places the organism in Eukaryota, Metazoa, Chordata, Mammalia, Dermoptera, Cynocephalidae. Gene Ontology annotation, biological process: positive regulation of GTPase activity; small GTPase-mediated signal transduction.
GGAAGCCGGUUUCCUUUCCUUCCUUGGGCCACUGGCAUGUGUGUGCCUUGCACAGCCAGGGGCUCGCAGCUGUCCCAGUUGCAGACUUUCGGACUUGUGUUUUCAGCUGAGAAUGCAGGCUGAUAAGUGCAGAACAAGUAGUAGAACUGUCAAAAAGGAGCUGGUGAUCGAGUCCCCUCUACGAUACAAGGAUGUGGCUCAGGGAGAAGUGGAAGCAGAGAGCCCAGGCCUGGUGCUGGCAAAACCAAAGCUGAUUGAGCCACUUGAUUAUGAAAAUGUCAUUGUCCAGAAGAAGACUCAAAUCCUGAAUGAUUGUUUGAGGGAGAUGCUACUCUUCCCUUAUGAUGACUUUCAGACAGCCAUCCUGAGACGACAGGGUCGAUACAUAUGCUCAACAGUUCCUGUAAACGCAGAAGAAGAAGCACAGAGCUUAUUUGUUACAGAGUGCAUCAAAACCUAUAACUCUGACUGGCACCUUGUGAACUAUAAAUAUGAAGAUUACUCAGGAGAGUUUCGACAGCUUCCAAACAAAGUGGCAAAGUUGGAUAAACUUCCAGUUCAUGUCUAUGAAGUUGACGAGGAGGUGGACAAAGAUGAGGAUGCUGCUUCCCUCGGUUCUCAGAAGGGCGGAAUCACCAAGCACGGGUGGCUGUACAAAGGCAACAUGAACAGUGCAAUCAGCGUGACGAUGAGGUCAUUUAAGAGACGAUUUUUCCACCUGAUUCAACUUGGUGAUGGAUCCUAUAAUUUGAAUUUUUAUAAAGAUGAAAAGAUCUCCAAAGAACCAAAAGGAUCGAUAUUUCUGGAUUCCUGUAUGGGUGUGGUUCAGAACAACAAAGUCAGGCGUUUUGCUUUUGAGCUCAAGAUGCAGGACAAAAGUAGUUAUCUUUUGGCAGCAGACAGUGAAGUGGAAAUGGAAGAAUGGAUCACAAUUCUAAACAAGAUUCUUCAGCUCAACUUUGAAGCUGCAAUGCAAGAAAAGCGAAAUGGAGACUCUCAUGAAGAUGAUGAACAAAGCAAAUUGGAAGGUUCUGGUUCCGGUUUAGAUAGCUACCUGCCUGAACUUGCCAAGAGUACCAGAGAAGCAGAAAGCAAACUGAAAAGUGAAAGCAGAGUAAAACUUUUUUACUUGGACCCAGAUGCUCAGAAGCUUGACUUCUCAUCAGCUGAGCCAGAAGUAAAGCCGUUCGAAGAGAAGUUUGGAAAAAGGAUUCUUGUCAAAUGUAAUGAUUUAUCUUUCAAUUUGCAAUGCUGUGUUGCUGAAAAUGAAGAAGGACCCACUACAAAUGUAGAGCCUUUCUUUGUUACUCUAUCCCUGUUUGACAUAAAAUGCAACCGGAAGAUUUCUGCCGAUUUCCACGUGGACCUGAACCAUUUCUCAGUGAGGCAGAUGCUGACUACCACGUCCCCAGCUCUGAUGAACGGUGGCAGACAGAGCCCACCUGCCCUUCAGGACAUCCUUCAUGAAGCCUCCAUGCAGUAUCCAAAGCAGGGAAUAUUUUCAGUCACAUGUCCUCAUCCAGAUAUAUUUCUUGUGGCUAGAAUCGAAAAAGUCCUUCAGGGGAGCAUCACACAUUGCGCUGAGCCGUAUAUGAAGGGUUCAGACUCUUCUAAGGUUGCUCAGAAGGUGCUGAAGAAUGCCAAGCAGGCAUGCCAAAGACUAGGACAGUACAGAAUGCCAUUUGCUUGGGCAGCAAGGACGUUGUUUAAGGAUGCAUCUGGAAACCUUGACAAAAAUGCCAGAUUUUCUGCCGUCUACAGGCAAGACAGCAAUAAGCUAUCAAAUGAUGACAUGCUCAAGUUACUUGCAGACUUUCGGAAACCUGAGAAGAUGGCUAAACUCCCAGUGAUUUUAGGCAAUCUAGACAUUACAAUUGAUAAUGUUUCUUCAGACUUCCCUAGUAAGUAUUAUGUUAAUUCAUCAUACAUUCCCACAAAACAAUUUGAAACCUGUACUAAAAUGCCAAUCACAUUGGAAGUAGAGGAAUUUGUGCCCUGCAUACCAAAACACACUCAGCCUUACACUGUCUACAACAACCACCUUUACUUUUAUCCUAAGUACUUGAAAUAUGACAGUCAAAAGUCUUUUGCCAAGGCCAGAAAUAUUGCUAUUUGCAUCGAAUUCAAAGAUUCAGAUGAGGAAGACUCUCAGCCCCUGAAGUGCAUUUAUGGCAGACCUGGUGGGCCAGUAUUCAUAAGAAGCGCCUUUGCUGCAGUUUUACACCAUCACCAAAAUCCAGAAUUUUAUGAUGAGAUUAAAAUAGAACUGCCCACCCAGCUACAUGAAAAGCACCACUUACUGUUCACGUUCUUCCAUGUCAGCUGUGAUAACUCGAGUAAAGGAAGCACGAAGAAAAAGGAUGUUGUUGAAACACAAGUUGGAUACUCCUGGCUUCCUCUUCUGAAAGACGGAAGGGUGGUGACCAACGAGCAGCACAUCCCUGUUUCAGCUAAUCUUCCAUCUGGUUACCUCGGCUACCAGGAGCUUGGGAUAGGCAGGCAUUAUGGUCCAGAAAUUAAGUGGGUAGAUGGAGGCAAGCCACUGCUGAAAGUAUCAACUCAUCUGGUUUCUACGGUGUAUACUCAGGAUCAGCAUUUACAUAAUUUUUUCCUAUACUGUCAGAGAACCAAAUCCGGAGCCCAAACCUCAGGGAAUGAACUUGUAAAAUACCUUAAGAGUCUGCAUGCAAUGGAGGGCCACGUGAUGAUUGCCUUCUUGCCCACCAUCCUAAACCAGCUCUUCCGAGUCCUCACCAGAGCCACUCAGGAAGAAGUUGCAGUUAAUGUGACUCGGGUCAUUAUUCAUGUGGUUGCCCAGUGCCAUGAGGAAGGAUUGGAGAGCCACUUGAGGUCAUAUGUUAAGUAUGCUUAUAAGGCCGAGCCAUAUGUUGCUUCCGAAUAUAAGACAGUGCAUGAAGAACUGACCAAAUCCAUGACCACAAUUCUCAAGCCUUCCGCUGAUUUUCUCACCAGCAACAAACUACUUAAGUAUUCAUGGUUUUUCUUUGAUGUGCUGAUAAAAUCCAUGGCUCAACAUUUGAUAGAGAACUCCAAAGUUAAGUUAUUGCGAAACCAGAGAUUUCCUGCAUCCUAUCAUCAUGCUGUGGAAACUGUUGUGAAUAUGCUGAUGCCACACAUCACUCAGAAGUUUCGAGAUAACCCAGAGGCCUCUAAGAAUGCAAAUCAUAGCCUUGCUGUCUUCAUCAAGAGAUGUUUCACCUUUAUGGACAGGGGCUUUGUCUUUAAGCAGAUCAACAACUACAUCAGCUGCUUUGCUCCUGGAGACCCAAAGACCCUCUUUGAAUACAAGUUUGAAUUUCUUCGUGUGGUAUGCAAUCAUGAACAUUAUAUUCCUUUGAAUUUACCAAUGCCAUUUGGAAAAGGCAGGAUUCAAAGGUACCAAGAUCUCCAGCUUGACUACUCGUUAACGGAUGAGUUCUGCAGAAACCAUUUCUUGGUGGGACUGUUACUGAGAGAGGUGGGAACCGCCCUCCAGGAGUUUCGGGAGGUCCGUGUAAUUGCCAUCAGCGUGCUCAAGAACCUGCUUAUAAAGCAUUCUUUUGAUGACAGAUAUGCUUCGAGGAGUCAUCAGGCAAGAAUAGCCACUCUCUACCUGCCUCUGUUUGGGUUGCUUAUUGAAAAUGUACAGCGGAUCAACGUGAAGGAUGUGUCACCCUUUCCCGUGAACCCAAGCAGUAUGGUGAAGGAUGAAUCCCUUGCUUUGCCAGCUGUGAAUCCACUAGUGACACCGCAGAAGGGAAACACCUUGGACAACAGCCUGCACAAAGACCUCCUGGGUGCCAUCUCUGGCAUUGCUUCUCCCUAUACAACUUCAACUCCAAACAUCAACAGUGUAAGAAAUGCUGAUUCAAGAGGCUCUCUCAUAAGCACCGAUUCAGGAAACAGCCUUCCAGAAAGGAAUAGUGAGAAGAGCAAUUCCCUGGAUAAGCACCAACAAAGUAGCACUUUGGGAAAUUCAGUGGUUCGCUGUGACAAACUUGACCAGUCUGAAAUUAAGAGCCUACUGAUGUGUUUCCUAUACAUCUUAAAAAGCAUGUCUGAUGAUGCAUUGUUUACAUAUUGGAACAAGGCUUCAACAUCUGAACUUAUGGAUUUUUUUACAAUAUCUGAAGUCUGCUUGCACCAGUUCCAGUACAUGGGGAAGCGAUAUAUAGCCAGAACAGGAAUGAUGCAUGCCAGAUUGCAGCAGCUGGGCAGCCUGGAUAACUCUCUCACUUUUAACCACAGCUAUGGCCACUCGGAUGCAGAUGUUCUUCACCAGUCAUUACUCGAAGCCAACAUUGCUACUGAAGUUUGCCUUACAGCUCUGGACACUCUCUCUCUAUUUACAUUGGCAUUUAAGAACCAGCUCUUGGCUGACCAUGGACAUAAUCCUCUCAUGAAAAAAGUUUUUGACGUCUACCUGUGUUUUCUUCAAAAACAUCAAUCUGAAAUAGCUUUAAAAAAUGUCUUCACUGCCUUAAGAUCCUUGAUUUAUAAGUUUCCCUCAACGUUCUAUGAAGGGAGAGCAGACAUGUGUGCUGCUCUGUGCUAUGAGAUUCUCAAGUGCUGUAACUCCAAACUGAGCUCCAUCAGGACUGAGGCCUCCCAGCUUCUCUACUUCCUGAUGCGGAACAAUUUUGACUACACUGGAAAGAAGUCCUUUGUCCGGACACAUUUGCAAGUCAUUAUUUCUGUCAGCCAGCUGAUAGCAGAUGUUGUUGGCAUUGGGGGAACCAGAUUCCAGCAGUCCUUGUCUAUCAUCAACAACUGUGCCAACAGUGACCGGCUCAUCAAGCACACCAGCUUUGCCUCCGAUGUGAAGGACUUGACCAAAAGGAUACGCACGGUUCUGAUGGCCACUGCCCAGAUGAAGGAGCAUGAGAAUGACCCAGAGAUGCUGGUGGACCUCCAGUACAGUCUGGCCAAGUCCUACGCCAGCACUCCUGAGCUCAGGAAGACGUGGCUCGACAGCAUGGCCAGGAUCCAUGUGAAAAACGGGGAUCUCUCAGAGGCAGCAAUGUGCUAUGUCCAUGUAACAGCCCUGGUGGCAGAAUAUCUCACACGGAAAGAAGCGGACAUAGCACUCCGGAGGGAGCCACCCCUCUUCCCCUACAGCCAUAGUACCUGCCAGAGGAGGAGCCGGGGAGGCAUGUUUAGACAAGGGUGCACGGCCUUCAGGGUCAUCACCCCCAAUAUCGAUGAGGAGGCCUCCAUGAUGGAAGACGUGGGAAUGCAGGAUGUCCACUUCAACGAGGACGUGUUGAUGGAGCUACUCGAGCAGUGUGCAGAUGGACUCUGGAAAGCUGAACGCUAUGAGCUGAUCGCUGACAUCUACAAACUCAUCAUUCCCAUUUAUGAGAAGCGGAGGGAUUUUGAGAGGCUAGCGCAUCUGUAUGACACCCUGCACCGGGCCUACAGCAAAGUGACCGAGGUCAUGCACUCGGGCCGCAGGCUCCUGGGCACCUACUUUCGAGUAGCCUUCUUUGGACAGGGAUUUUUUGAAGAUGAAGAUGGAAAGGAGUAUAUUUACAAAGAACCCAAACUCACACCUCUGUCUGAAAUUUCUCAGAGACUCCUUAAACUUUAUUCAGAUAAAUUUGGCUCUGAAAAUGUCAAAAUGAUACAGGAUUCUGGCAAGGUCAACCCUAAGGAUCUGGAUUCCAAGUAUGCAUAUAUCCAGGUGACUCACGUGAUCCCAUUCUUUGAUGAGAAAGAAUUACAAGAAAGGAAAACGGAGUUUGAAAGAUCACACAACAUUCGCCGCUUCAUGUUCGAGAUGCCCUUUACCCAGGCUGGGAAAAGGCAGGGUGGGGUGGAAGAACAGUGCAAACGGCGCACAAUAUUGACAGCAAUACACUGUUUCCCUUAUGUGAAGAAGCGGAUCCCUGUCAUGUACCAGCACCACACAGAUCUGAACCCCAUUGAAGUGGCCAUUGAUGAGAUGAGUAAGAAGGUGGCUGAGCUCCGGCAGCUGUGCUCCUCGGCUGAUGUAGACAUGAUCAAACUGCAGCUCAAACUCCAGGGUAGUGUGAGCGUUCAGGUCAAUGCUGGUCCACUAGCCUAUGCCCGAGCUUUCUUAGAUGACACAAACACAAAAAGAUAUCCUGACAAUAAGGUGAAAUUGCUUAAGGAAGUUUUCAGGCAAUUUGUGGAAGCUUGUGGUCAAGCUUUAGCAGUCAACGAGCGUCUGAUUAAAGAAGACCAGUUAGAGUAUCAGGAAGAAAUGAAGACCAACUACAGGGAAAUGGCAAAAGAGCUCUCUGAAAUCAUGCAUGCGCAGAUUUGCCCCCUGGAGGAGAAGACAAGCGUUUUACCGAAUUCCCUCCACAUCUUUAAUGCCAUCAGUGGAACUCCAACAAGCACCAUGGUCCACGGGAUGACCAGCUCGUCCUCAGUUGUGUGAUUGCACCUGGUGGAUGUGCGUGGGGACUUGCUUUGUCAUUUUCAAACUCAGGAUGAUUUCUAAAGCCAAUCGCUGGGGAGACCGAGCACAGGGAGAAGCCAAGGGGAAUGGGAGAGAAGGGAAUAAAGAACUGUGUUAUUUCAUAGCAGAUUUUCUAUAGGAGUCCUAAGAGGGUACACAUAUUUUUUUAAUUCUCACUGGCAAUAUUCACAGUUUCCAUUGUGUUUUAACAGAGGUAUGUGGUGUAUACUCUUAAGCUGGAGUUAAAUUUUAUUCUUCCCUACAUAGUAGUAUUAAAAUAAAUGGCCUAAAGAAAAAAGCGUUCUGGAAUGUACAUAGCAGGGACAGCAGCACUGAAAUUGAGGCUAAGGUGACCUUGUGCCCUUAGGCUAAGCUGGAAAAUCUUGAAAAUAUUUUUUUUUCCUGUGGCACAUUCAUGUUGAAUACAAGAACUAUUUUUGUGACUAGUUUUUGAUGACCUAAGGAAACUGACCAUUGUUGUUUUUGUACCAGUGAACCAGGAGAUUUAGUGCUUUUAUACUCAUUUCCUUGCAUUUAAAAAAAUAUGAAAGCUUAAGAAACUAUGUGAGCUUAAAACUAAUCAAGCAGUUUAGAACCAAAGGCCUAUAUUAAUAAACACAACUAUGCUAAAAAGUAAAAAGUAGUACAGUAUAUUGUCAUGUAUAUAUGGUUUGUUAAUACCGUGUUGGCAUUCUG